CGCCGCCGCCGCCGCGAGGGGAGAGGCGGCCGCACAGCCUGCUUCCCCGCGCCCUGCUCGCCGCCGCCGCCGCUGCCCUCGCCCAGCCGAGCGCACCCGUACACGCACCCCGCCGCCCGGCGCCACCCCGCGCACUCCUCCCGCCGCUCCGCCGGGCAGAUGCGCCGCCGCGCGCCCCGCGCCCCGGGCCCGCCACAGAGCUCCGUCGCGCACCGGGGGCUCCUCUCCCAGGCCCCCCUGGGUGCCCUCCGGCUGGGGCUCCCGCCCGCUCCUUGGAAUAACCCCUGAGGCUCCAGCCGUCGCCGCAAAGUUUCCCGAGGAGACCCGCCUCCCCGACCGCUGCUCAGGUGAAGAAGCGGGGAAUAGGAGAGAAAGGCCCCACUCUGGACAGCUGCACCCAGUGGCUGAAGCAGGAAUCACCCACCUUUCUGCCUCACCCACUCCAGAAGCUUCUCUACAAGCAGGAGCAGCCAAGCAGACCAGCCCCCUCUCAAAGUGGCUUCCCAAAGCGGGGGCACACAGGCCUGACAGCUCAGCAGUGCGAGGUGAGGAGACUGCAGCCUGUGGUGAAUCUGAACUCCUCAGAGGGGUAAUAGACACCCCCCCCAACAGAUGCAGCCUGAGUGGCUCUCUCUCAGCUCUGUCACGCAAGAGCGCUCUCUGCACUGAGCCAUUCUGCCAAGUGACUUAAAGGGAUUUAAAAAGAAAGAAAAAAAAAAAAAGAACCUUGGUAAAGAAAAAGGGGUAACAGCCCCACAGAGGCAUUUCAGGAGAGGGGUGGCCUGAGGACAGAGGACCAAAGUUACAAAGAGCUGCGGUGGAAGUGGUGGCCCGUGAGAGGCCACACUCCCCGGGGACCAACACUGGGCUGUGGGGCAUGCCCGGCUCAGCAGUCCCCGGGGGUGCACACAGAACACGUACCUCUCACUCCAGAGAGCCAAGCCUGCAGUGCCUGUGCCUGCGCCUAGGGUGCCAAAGAUGCCAUUUGGGGCCUGCAGCCACAUCUGAAGCCUAACCACAAGCAAGACUGCAAGACCUUCUUAUUCUCUGCGUGCCUCAUUGUUCCUGCUGCCCCGGAGGUGCCGUCUGUGGUUGAGUGGUUCUGGGUUUGUUGGUGACACAGGGCAAGGCAUGUGAGCCUGGCCUGGACCUGUGAAGCAGUGACCCCAUUGGGACCCAGUGGCUCCAGGGAACAGCAGCAGAGGAGGUAUUGAGGCUCCAGGUUAGGUGGGUCAGACCUCCACCAGCUGUCCACCAUGGUGGUGGCACACCCUACUGCCACCACUACCACCACACCUGCUGCCACCAUCACAGCCACUGUUGUGAUGACCACGGCCACCAUGGACCUGCGGGACUGGCUGUUUCUCUGCUAUGGGCUCAUUGCCUUCCUCACGGAGGUCAUCGAUAGCACUACCUGCCCAUCAGUGUGCCGCUGUGACAAUGGCUUCAUCUACUGCAACGACCGGGGACUCACGUCCAUCCCCUCAGACAUCCCUGAUGAUGCCACCACCCUCUACCUACAAAACAACCAGAUCAACAAUGCAGGCAUCCCUCAGGACCUCAAGACCAAGGUCAAAGUGCAGGUCAUCUACCUGUAUGAGAACGACCUGGAUGAAUUCCCCAUCAACCUGCCCCGCUCCCUUCGAGAGCUACAUCUACAGGACAACAAUGUGCGCACCAUCGCCAGGGACUCAUUGGCUCGCAUCCCGCUGCUGGAGAAGCUGCACCUGGAUGACAACUCCGUUUCCACCGUGAGCAUCGAGGAGGACGCUUUCGCCGACAGCAAGCAGCUCAAGCUACUUUUCCUGAGCCGGAACCACCUAAGCAGCAUCCCAUCGGGGCUGCCGCACACGCUGGAAGAGCUGCGGCUGGAUGACAACCGCAUCUCCACCAUCCCACUGCAUGCGUUCAAGGGUCUCAACAGCCUGCGGCGCCUAGUUCUGGAUGGAAACCUGCUGGCCAACCAGCGCAUUGCUGACGACACCUUCAGCCGCCUGCAGAACCUCACAGAGCUGUCACUGGUGCGCAACUCGCUGGCUGCCCCGCCCCUCAACCUGCCUAGUGCCCACCUGCAGAAGCUCUACUUGCAGGACAAUGCCAUCAGCCACAUCCCCUACAAUACGCUGGCCAAGAUGAGGGAGCUGGAGAGGUUGGACUUGUCCAAUAACAACCUCACCACACUGCCUCGAGGCCUGUUUGAUGACCUGGGGAACCUGGCACAGCUGCUUCUCAGGAACAACCCCUGGUUCUGUGGCUGUAACCUCAUGUGGCUUCGGGACUGGGUGAAGGCACGGGCUGCAGUGGUCAAUGUGCGGGGCCUCAUGUGCCAGGGCCCUGAGAAGGUCCGGGGCAUGGCCAUCAAAGACAUCACCAGCGAGAUGGACGAGUGCUUUGAGGCCGGGUCACAGGGCAGUGCAGCCAAUGCAGCUGCCAAGACCACCGCCAGCAACCAAGCUGCUGUCACCACGCCCCAGGGCUCUCUGUUUACUCUCAAGGCCAAGAGGCCAGGACUGCGCCUCCCUGACUCCAACAUUGACUACCCCAUGGGCACCGGUGAUGGUGCCAAGACAUUGGUCAUUCAGGUGAAGCCACUGACAGCAGACUCCAUCCGAAUCACAUGGAAGGCCAUGCUACCUGCCUCCUCUUUCCGGCUCAGUUGGCUGCGUCUGGGCCAUAGCCCAGCUGUGGGUUCUAUCACAGAGACCCUGGUGCAGGGGGACAAGACAGAAUACUUGCUGACGGCCCUGGAGCCCAAAUCCACCUACAUUAUCUGCAUGGUCACCAUGGAGACUGGCAACACCUAUGUGGCUGAUGAGACACCUGUGUGUGCCAAGGCAGAGACGGCUGAUAGCUACGGCCCUACCACCACACUCAAUCAGGAACAGAAUGCUGGUCCUAUGGCAGGGCUGCCCCUGGCUGGCAUCAUUGGUGGCGCCGUAGCUCUCGUCUUUCUCUUCCUGGUCCUGGGGGCCAUCUGCUGGUAUGUGCACCGGGCUGGUGAGCUGCUGACCCGAGAGAGGGUCUAUAACAGGGGCAACAGGAGAAAGGAUGACUACAUGGAGUCAGGGACCAAGAAGGAUAACUCCAUCCUGGAAAUCCGAGGCCCAGGACUGCAGAUGCUACCCAUCAACCCGUACCGCUCCAAAGAGGAGUACGUGGUGCACACCAUCUUCCCCUCCAAUGGCAGCAGCCUCUGCAAGGGCGCCCACACUAUUGGCUACGGCACCACACGGGGCUACCGGGAUGGCGGCAUCCCUGAUGUGGACUACUCCUAUACAUGAAGCCAGCCACCCCCGGUGUGCUCACGUGGCUCUGUCUAGCCCACUGCAAUACCAGGAGCCAGGAAGAGAAACUCCAUAGUGACUUUCCCAGCAGAAAGCAAAGUUUGGGGAGGGUUGGUAAACACAAUAGUGGGAUAAAAAAAAAUUAAACACAUAGAAAGCAGGAGGGAAAUUCAGCAUUGUUGGAGACAUAAUUCGUAAUUUAUACCAGAUCAUGAGCGUGAAGGGUUGGAUUGGGACUUUUUUUCCCCCUGAACCAGAUUGAUACUACCUGUACAACAUUCGUGUACACCUCAAGCUCCAUUCAGGGCCAUCAGAGAGCAUCAGGUGACAGAUGGACGAGAUGGCAUGGAGCCCCCCACGCACCCCCUGCCAGCUGCUCAC
Messenger RNA from Chionomys nivalis (European snow vole), 3665 nucleotides. RefSeq names its product fibronectin leucine rich transmembrane protein 1 (gene Flrt1). The record is from RefSeq and is a predicted model, not a curated record. NCBI's taxonomy places the organism in Eukaryota, Metazoa, Chordata, Mammalia, Rodentia, Cricetidae. Gene Ontology annotation, molecular function: protein binding. Bases 1257 to 3281 code for a protein of 674 amino acids. The transcript is spliced from 3 exons.